This is a messenger RNA of Fusarium keratoplasticum, 1101 nucleotides long. Its product is annotated as PKS-ER domain-containing protein. The record is from RefSeq and is a predicted model, not a curated record. Gene Ontology annotation, molecular function: oxidoreductase activity. NCBI's taxonomy places the organism in Eukaryota, Fungi, Ascomycota, Sordariomycetes, Hypocreales, Nectriaceae. The transcript has 3 exons. Bases 1 to 1101 code for a protein of 366 amino acids.
AUGUCGAGCUCAUCACCAAUCCCCGAGACAAUGAGGGCGUUGAGAUUAGUAGAGUACAACAAAGACUAUCAACUUCACGACAAUGUCCCAGUCCCGACUCCAGGUCCAGGCGAAGUUCUGAUCCGCGUUUCCGCCUCUGGCUUCUGCCAUACAGAUCUCAUGGUGUACCAUGGCAUAAGCCAAGAAUCGCUGCCCUUUAUCGGCUCCCACGAACCAGCAGGCACAGUUGUCAGCCUCGGGCCCGAUGUUCCAGACAGUUGGCAUGUAGGAGAUCGUGUGGGCGUCACCAACUUUCAAAAGCCAUGCGAUGCUUGUAUGGGCUGUACAUGGGCCAAGAAGACCAUCACAUCGCUGGAUCCUCGCUUCUGUGAAAACAGGACCAUGUGUGGCAUCACUCGGGCCAACGGUGGAUUCGCCGAGUACAUGACUGCUUCACAUGGUGCUGUUGUCCACUUGCCAGACGCUGUGUCUUUUGAACAGGCCGCCCCUUUAAUGUGUGCUGGUGCAACCGUUUGGCACGCCAUUAACCAGGCCGAGCUACAAAAGGGGCAAUCGGUAGCAAUCAUUGGCGUAGGCGGUCUCGGCGUCUUGGGCGUGCAGUUUGCAAAAGCCCAAGGUUACCGUGUGGUAGCCGUCGACAAGCAUGAGAUCGGACUGAAGCUCGCCUCAGAAGUUCCUGCUCAUCUCAAACCUGAUCUUAUCGUCAACUUCGACGACGAAGACACAGUCCAAAAGAUUUCAGACUUUACAGACGGCCUAGGUUUGAAUGCUGUCAUCGUCUGUACUGGCGAUGAUGCUGCAAACGAUUGGGCAGCACAACGUCUACAACCAAGAGGAAUCUGUGUGGUUGUUGGCUUCCCUGAGGGGGGCUUCAAAUUUGAUCCCAUGAACCUCAUCUUUAAGGAGAUUAUAGUCAAGGGAACUAUUUUCUGCAGCAUGGACGAGGUCAGGGACAUGAUGGAUGCCGUUGUUGAGCAUGGGGUUCUCAGCCACUUGACUUUGAUACCCAUGGAGGAAGCAGAGGACAUACCGACCAAAGUAGCCGCGCAUGCCUUUACAGGCCGGCCAGUUGUGACGAUUGGAAAUGAAGGUCAGAGUUGA